This is a messenger RNA of Ichthyophthirius multifiliis, 1056 nucleotides long. RefSeq names its product neurohypophysial n-terminal domain protein. The record is from RefSeq and is a predicted model, not a curated record. The transcript has a single exon. Lineage: Eukaryota; Ciliophora; Oligohymenophorea; Hymenostomatida.
AUGUUCUAAAAAACUAUUCUAAUUAACUUAUUAAUAUUUGUAAUAUUGACCUAAUCUAGUCAAUAACAAAAUGAUGACGUUGUAAAUACUUCAACUGUAUGUUAAGAAGGUUAUUAUUAAGAUUAAGAUACUCAUGAGUGUGUUUCUUGCGAACCUAAUUUCGGUAACUGUAUAUAAUGUACUCAAAGUAGUUGCUCUAAAUGUGCUACUGGAUAUUUAAUACUUAAUUCUGAAACAAAAUGCAUCAAAGAUACUUUAAUAGAUAAAUAUACUGGAGAUCAUUGCAAUGAAGGAUGUGAUAUAUGUUAUCAAUCUGGAGAAUGUAUGGAAUGUAGGGAUGGUUAUUAUCUAAAUUUUGAUGAUAAAGGGGACAUUACAUGUCUUAGUUGUACUAGUAAAAUUGAAAAUUGUUAAAGAUGUACUAAGAAUAGUUGCACUAGAUGUUAAACAGGAUUUUCAAACGAUAACUCUGAAAAUUAAUGCUAAGAUUAAUCUACUAGAGAUGAUACUAAUGUAUAAUAUGGAGAAUCUUGCAGUUAAGAAGGAUGUGAUAAAUGUUCUUAAUCUGGAGAAUGUUUAUAAUGUUAAGAUGGCUUUUAUUAAGAUUUAGACUAAAAUGGAAAUAAAGUAUGUAUUAGUUGUAGUAGUAAAUUCAGUAAUUGCUAAAGAUGCACUUAUAAUUUUUGCGAAAGAUGUAUUACUAGAUAUUCGUAUAAUAUGUCUGAAAAAUAAUGCAAAGAAGGUAGUGCCAUUGAAUAAAAUUUAGCAACUUUUUGCUUUGAUGGAUGUUAUUCAUGUAGUGAUUCUGGAGAAUGUAAAGAAUGCUGGGAUGGUUAUUAUGAUGACUAUGAAGAUUAGGAAAAUUAGGAAGAUUAGGAAAAUCAUGAAAAUAAAAAUUGUGUAAGUUGCAGUAGUAAAUUCAUUAAUUGUGUAACAUGUGAUAAAAAUAGAUGCACCUAAUGUAGAGAUGGAUAUAAUUAUAAUGAAUCUCAAUAAUAAUGCUUAUAAAAUCCGAUUUCUAGAUUUUUACAUAGAGUUUAAGCUAAUUAUUAAUGA